Molecule: messenger RNA, 2315 nt
Organism: Cuculus canorus (common cuckoo)
Lineage: Eukaryota; Metazoa; Chordata; Aves; Cuculiformes; Cuculidae
Gene: SPSB3
Product: splA/ryanodine receptor domain and SOCS box containing 3
Exons: 7
Coding region: 68-1204 (378 amino acids)
Biological process (GO): proteasome-mediated ubiquitin-dependent protein catabolic process
Cellular component (GO): SCF ubiquitin ligase complex
Molecular function (GO): protein binding
Source: RefSeq, a predicted model, not a curated record
CCAGCUACUGACAGACGACACCAGGCCCAGACAGGAUCUGCACCGCUCCAGGGCUGGCACCGGCGGGAUGGAGGCCGCGUGCACCAUGGCAGAGCUCAUCCGCACUUCCACGGACGCUUACCUCUCUCAGAACAGCAUGGCGCGACGUACACGGAGCAGCAGGGCCUGGCAUUUUGUCUUGAGUGGGGUGCAGCGUGAGACGGAGAGCCGGGCGGUCACCUUGGCCACUGGCCUGCGCGGCUGGGGCUACGACUCCGAUGGGCAGCACAGUGACUCGGAUUCAGAGCCGGAGUUCUCCUCCCUCUCGCCCUCCAUCCCAAGUGCCAUCCCUGUGACCGGAGAGUCCUACUGCAACUGUGAGAACCAGAGUGAAGCGCUCUACUGCUCCAGCCUGCAUGCCUUCCACCACGUCAAGGACUGCCAGUGCGGCGAGGAGGAUGAGUAUUUUGACUGGGUGUGGGAUGACCUGAAUAAGUCGACAGCCACCCUGCUGUCCUGUGACAACCGCAAGGUGAACUUCCACAUGGAAUACAGCUGUGGCACCGCUGCCGUCCGGGGAAACAAAGAGCUGGCGGAGGGGCAGCACUUCUGGGAGAUCAAGAUGACCUCCCCGGUCUAUGGCACUGACAUGAUGGUGGGAAUCGGGACAUCAGAUGUGAAUCUGGACAAGUACCGCCACACGUUCUGCAGCCUGCUAGGCAAGGACGAGGACAGCUGGGGCCUCUCCUACACAGGCCUGCUGCAUCACAAGGGAGAGAAAACAAACUUCUCCUCGAGGUUCGGCCAAGGCUCCAUCAUCGGAGUGCAUUUGGACACAUGGCAUGGGACACUCACGUUCUUCAAAAACCGCAAGUGCAUUGGGGUUGCAGCUACGAAGCUGCAGAACAAGAAGUUUUACCCCAUGGUGUGCUCAACGGCGGCCAAGAGCAGCAUGAAGGUGAUCCGCUCCUGCGCCAGCUGCACAUCCCUCCAGUACCUCUGCUGUUUCCGCUUGCGCCAGCUUCUGCCUGACUACGUGGACACGCUGGAGGUGCUGCCAUUGCCACCGGGACUCAAGCAGGUGCUACACAACAAACUGGGGUGGGUCUUGAGCAUGAACUAUACCACAUCGAAGCCUUCCUCCUCCUCCUCGGGAAGCGACUCGGACAGCUCCUGUGGCUCAGAGGCAGAGGCCUGCCGAAGGAAGAGGUGCAGGAGGACAUAACAUCUCUGCAGACGAACUGCUGUGAGGGAGUCGGGGGUGGGGGGAGGUUGUUCUACCAUCUGCAAUGGUCGACCAGGCCUGAUGCACCUCUUCCUUCAUGGGAACUUCCAUUCCUACUUGUUUGUGAAGGUUUCUCUUACCCUGUUGGGAACGGUUAGCCUAAACAUCAAUCACAUGCAUGGAAGAGACCUGUUGACUCCAAGAGGUCCCAGCUCUGUGAGACAGGGACACUGCAGCCAAGCCCCUGAGCUAUAUCUCCUGACUUGCUGUCAAGCCAUCGCCCCUUCCUGAAUGAUCCUCGUCUCUGCAGACUGCCAGCAGGGACAACAUUUAAGGUGGCCUCCUCAGCUCCUCAAAAGUCAAAAUCCCAGACCAGUUCCCUCCUCCUGGCUGUUAUGUGCGUGUUUGGCAUUUGUGAUGAGUUCCUCAUGCCAUGGGGCACGAUUGAACAGCAGCAUGAGGGGCUGUGGCUCCUGGAGAUGCCUCCAUGUCACUGGUGUGAAAGAGCAGUUCCUCCCAUGAGUGGAGCUGGUGGUGAUCUCUCUUGAGCCCCCUUGCUUUGCAUGUCAUCUUCUGCUCCUUCACCUCUAUCAAAGACCGCAGUGAACUGCAAUAACAGAAGCGGAACCUGUCGUUCAUCCCUCUUGCAGCCCAGGAACCUGCAGGUGCUUGUCAAAACCAGUCAUGCUGGCCCAGCUGCUGGCCUGGAGGGAUGUUUUGGAUGCAACACUGGUGUGUCCAAUUUUAAGGAGGGAAAGGCAGUGGAGAUCCUUUUGCCUUUGCCCUGGGGAGGGUUCUUGUGCUUCCCUUUGGAGCAGCAGUCAGGCUGGGAUGGAUCUUCAGUAGAGCCAGACUUGAUGCCACUGCACCAUGUGCUUGUGGCAGGGCAGCAGGAAAACCAGGUGGGCUCUACCUCCUGCAGGAUGAUGCCAGUGCCAUUCCAGUCCCUGCUCUCCACAGGGCCUGCGCUCAGCCCUUUGGCUCCUGCUCUUGCAGCUUUUCUCUGGUCUCUGAGCUCUCCUCCAGUGAGCAGCGCAGUUGCUGAUGAUUUGGUUCUGAGAUGGUGCCAUCAGCCAAGUGCGAAGGGUAUUGGGAAGUGGGAGAGGGCUGA